Molecule: messenger RNA, 426 nt
Organism: Gryllus bimaculatus (two-spotted cricket)
Lineage: Eukaryota; Metazoa; Arthropoda; Insecta; Orthoptera; Gryllidae
Source: the annotation of a GenBank genome assembly
CAGCUGCUGGACCCGUGCGUGCCGGGCGCCGCGACGGCCGCCGACGUCGCCUCCGCCUCCGCUGACGCCAACGCCACGACGUGGUACGCGGAGGCGACGCUGCCCGCCGCCCCCGACGCGUCCGACGCCACCGUCACCGCCCGACACGCACCCUGCACGCACAACGCUUACGUCGCCGACUACUUGCCGUUCUGCGUGCUGCUGGUGAUGGUGCAGUGCGCCGUGCACCAGGUGCUGGUGACACCGGCCAAGCUGCUGGCUCUCGCCACCAUCUGCGCGUCCUUCCUGGCGCUGACGUCGCUGCUGCCGCCCGCGCCUGCCCCCGCCACGCCCUCGCCCGCGCCCACCGCCCCAGCGCGCGGGUCAGUCGCCUGCUUCCACAACACCUUCCUCUCACCCACACAACCAGCGGCCGCUAACUGCAGC